Macroventuria anomochaeta is the source of this 1002-nucleotide messenger RNA. RefSeq names its product galactose mutarotase-like protein. Gene Ontology annotation, biological process: glucose metabolic process; beta-D-galactose catabolic process via UDP-galactose, Leloir pathway. Gene Ontology annotation, molecular function: carbohydrate binding; aldose 1-epimerase activity. The transcript has 2 exons. The coding region runs from base 1 to 1002 and encodes 333 amino acids. The record is from RefSeq and is a predicted model, not a curated record. NCBI's taxonomy places the organism in Eukaryota, Fungi, Ascomycota, Dothideomycetes, Pleosporales, Didymellaceae.
AUGUCGUCGGCAAAAGCCUUUACCUUCCUUCCCUUGGGGGCGAUCAUCCAGGAGUUCCAUGUCAACGGCAUCAACAUUCUACAAGGCUUCAAGACUGCUGAGCAGUACAAGCAGUACAAUGGUCCGUAUUUCGGCGAGACCAUUGGGCGUAUUGCCAAUCGAGUCGCAAAAGGGAAGAUUAAUGAACUGAAUGGAAAGUCAUAUCAACUCCCUGUGAAUAACGGCCCUAACUCCCUCCACGGCGGUGAGCAAGGGUGGGGAAAGCAUGAGUUCGAUGGUCCGGUGAACGUGGAGCGCAAUGGUCAGGACGCUGUCCUCUUCAAGUACUUGAGCAAGGAUGGUGAAGAGGGUUAUCCUGGUACUGUACAAGUCAGCGUCUGGUAUGUGCAGAAGAAGGAACAAAUCAACGGCACCCAGCAAGAAGUCCUCUACAUCGAGUAUGAGGCGGAACUAGUCGGCGAUGAGGUCGAAGAAACAGCUAUCAACAUGACAAACCACAGCUACUUCAAUUUGACCGGAAAGUCAUCUAUUGCUGGCACUGAAAUCACGUUGAUCACCAACAAGUACCAAGUCGUUGACGAUGGUGGCAUACCCACCGGCCCUAUCCAAGAAUAUCCGGGCAUCAGCUCAGGCAAGACCUUCACACUGGGUGAAAAAGAGCCGGAUGUCGACGAUUGCUUCGUUGCAAACACGGAUGCUAGUAGCGUCCCGGUCGACACCCGUUCGUCACCUCUCCAGAAGCUCGUAUCUGCGUACCACCCAGAGAGCAAGAUUCAUCUUGAGGUUCACUCCACCGAGCCAGCUUUCCAAUUCUACACCGGAAAGUACAUCGAUGUACCAGCUGUUGAUGGCUUACCAGCACGAGCUGCUCGCUCAGGAUUCUGCGUUGAGCCCAGCCGUUACGUCAAUGCCAUCAACGUCCCUGAGUACAAAUCCAUGAUGAUCCUUAAGAAGGGGCAGAAGUAUGGAGCCAAGAUUGUGUACAGGGCCUGGUCAGCGUAG